Molecule: messenger RNA, 4798 nt
Organism: Hyalella azteca
Lineage: Eukaryota; Metazoa; Arthropoda; Malacostraca; Amphipoda; Hyalellidae
Product: RNA-binding protein MEX3B
Exons: 3
Coding region: 437-2623 (728 amino acids)
Molecular function (GO): RNA binding
Source: RefSeq, a predicted model, not a curated record
UGUAACAAAAUUGUCAUUCAAAUUUUCAGAUAAUUUAUAGAAAUUAUGAAUUCAUCUUAAAGACAGACUUGUUUAACUAAAAGUAUAUUCAUAGAAUAUUUUAUUUUGUACAUCAAAUUGAGAAUUAAGUUCAAAAACGUUUGUGGCAACGUGUUCUUUGAUUCUCUGCAGUGAAGAAACUGACCAAUCGCAGCAUAGCUCUAGCACCGGUGGGCGGAACGUUGUCGUAUAAAAUCGGUAACCGUUUUCAGCCACAGCUCAGUUGGAGUUCGAUGUUCUUCGCUGUAGGUUGUGUGAUAGUGGAACAUUUGCUGUACCUUAUCUUCCAUCUCUUCCUGUGUAAAGUGGUGUCCUUAGUUAAGUCCCAAUAUCCGUAUUCAGGAGUGAAGAUUUGAACUGUAAUUCCCGCCGAAAGACUGUUCCUAAAACGAAGUUAAUGCCUGCCAACAGUACGUACGAUUUGGGCACAAUGGUAACAAACCCAAAUCUUCCUCAAUCAGCAUCGCAAGCUGCUAUGGACGAGAGAGCAUACACCCUUGCAAUGGAACUGAAUUCAAUAAUGCAGCAGCAGCAGGCUGGCAUUGAAAAUGUGGCAUCUUUCAUGAACGUUUUCUCACACAUGGACGAAACUAACCCGGCGUUGGCGUCACUUUCUGAAGCCGAGCGAAGGCGUUCACAAAACAUGACUGAAUGUGUGGCUGUGCCGUCUUCCGAGCAUGUGGCAGAAAUUGUCGGCAGACAAGGUUGCAAAAUCAAAGCUCUUCGCGCCAAGACCAACACCUACAUCAAGACUCCUGUGCGAGGGGAAGAGCCGGUGUUCGUCGUCACAGGUCGCAAGGAGGAUGUCGCUAACGCAAAGCGUGAGAUCCUUUCAGCCGCCGAUCAUUUCAGCCAAAUCCGGGCCUGCCGCAAGAACAACAUCAACGGCUCGAUGGCUCCCGGCCCGCCUGCUAAUGUCCCUGGACAGAAGACUAUCAACGUUACCGUACCCUACAGAGUUGUUGGACUCGUAGUUGGCCCGAAGGGAGCGACAAUCAAACGUAUCCAACAAACCACGCAAACGUAUAUCGUGACACCUUCGAGGGACAAAGAACCCAUCUUUGAGGUGACCGGACUGCCAGAAUCUGUCGAGGCGGCCAAGAGAGAGAUUGAGAGUCACAUCGCCAUGCGUACUGGAAGUCUUCUGGACGAAGAUGCGGGUCUUCCUCCUUAUGAUCCUCUUUCUAAUGCUGCUGAACUGUACAAUAUGUACAGUACUCCUAAGUCAGCAACGCAUGGCUCUCUGAAUGCGUUGCUAAGCUCAAAUGGGUACAACCAGCAUAACUCAAUGCUUGCAACUGUCAACGCUCAGUAUUCAGCUUUGUUAAAUGGGCAUUCCCACGGUUCAUUGAAUGGCCACUCCGGUUUGACGUCAGUUUUAGCCAACAACGCACUCGGCAACCUCGGCUCAAACUACAAUUCGCUAUCCAACAUAAACCCUUUGUCGUCAUUGAGCAACAUGCUGGCUUCUAACUCUGCUAACAACCUUGUGGAUUUACCCUGUUUCAACUCGCUUACAAACUCCUCGAACGCCAACAAUCUACUGAACAGUGGGAGCAGCUCUGCCUUCAGCAGCAAUAGUGCCAGCGUUGGUGGCCACUCGGCCUUUGGUUCUGCAUCCAACGUUUUCAACGAUUUCUCGCCUUUCAAUUUGUUGGGAGAACAAGCUAAUAACAUUUUGAACUCCAAAGGAUCUGGUCUUGACCACGCUUCCUCGUCUACCAGUCUCCUUUCGUCCCUGAACUGCUCGAGCAUGGCUACUGGUAACUCUGCUCUCCAGUCAAUGUAUGGCCUCGAUGAGGGUCUUGGCUCUUUAGAGUCGUCAAUGGGAUCCUCCCCGUCUCUGGAUCAGAACCAGGCUGCUCAAAGUAUUUGGAGUGAUGCGAAGUAUCAGACGCCUCUUAGCAGCUACAGCUUCAAUGGACGUUCAUUCGGCGGCUCAAGCGGAAGUGCGUCGCGUUCUUUGUCUCCCAGCCGCGGGUUGAAUCAUGGCUCGGUGCAGCGGUCAAACUCUGAUCCUACUCCAAAAAUUGACGUUCUGUCAUCAGCUCUGUCACAGCUGACUGUCAACGGAGGACUACGUCGGAGCAACUCGUCAUCUCCCGAGGCUCUGCCCGAUUUCGAUGCAUCACCCUAUACUGCUAUGUCUGGGCUCUCAAACUCCAGUCCCGUUGGUGGUUCUUCUCUGCUUGCUGAAUUGUCAGCUGUAUCUGCUAUUGGCACUGCGGUUUCCUCCAGCUCCUCCAUCUUGAGCAGCUUGCCAGGGGCAUCUGCCAUGCCAAUUUCGCUGAUGGCUUCCGCUGCAGGUGCUGUUCCUAUCGGCACUCCUGCAGCCGCUAGCAGUGCAGAAGCUGCUUCUAGUGGUUCUUCUACAGGCAGCCGACGUAGUAGCGUUGAUGGUCCUACCGGUGGCAAAACUUGUCCGUCGUGCAAGGGAGAAAGUUUUGAAGUUGCCUUCGUUCCUUGCGGACAUAGACGUUUCUGCCUGCCUUGCGCCCAGAAGAUCCAAGACUCAACCGGUACAUGCCCGUCGUGUCAUGCCGAGUCUAAGGAAGUCAUCCGUAUCAGAGAUGACCACGAAUGAGUGAUUAACUUGAGGUAGAUGUCCGUCCCUCGCCUCACUAUCUUGUGAAAUGGACAUUGAUACACGAGGGUUUCGUGUGUGAAAUUUACUUGAAAAUUGAAAGACUUGAAGGGAUCGAGCGUUAUUGAAUCACACGCGCCUGCAAAGAUGCGACGAAGACCUUUUAUUUUUUUAAAGAAAAGUUAUUUUUUUCAUGUUUUAGGGAGGCAGAGCAUCUUGUUCAGCAAAUUAUGCUGUUGGUGUGUGGAUCGUUCGUGACCAUUAAAUCCGUUGUGAAAGCUACAUUGAACGCUGUCGUAGCUUAGGGUCUGAUACGCUGAACAAAGUUGACAUGAUGCGUGAAGUCUCUGGACUUAUUCGUUGCCAUUAUUGCUCAUUUUUCUAAGAAAGUUUUUUUUCUUUGUCACUAAAAGUUUGACUUGUACCUCAGAGCUGCCAUCGUUACGGUGCUGCUCAUCUCUAUGCAACGAAGACAUAUCGUCUGAAUUUCGGUGAAGUUAGCUUCCAGUUUAGGUUUGGCAACCCUUCAUGUAUGCCAUCGUCGUGGAUAUGAACUUGAAUUGAAUUAGAAGUAAUUGCUUUGAGGUCUUUUGUCGUUAGUAAUAACAUGGAGGGACUGGCAAUUCCUUGACACAAUGACAAUGCUGAUUUCUGCAAUCGUUUUUCUCUUGGAGACAGGAUUUGUGCAGAGUAGAAAGAUAUCUUUGUAAGGUUUACUCAGCCUGCUAUUAUUUCUCGUGCAUUAUUGUAGGGUGUGGACGGAGAAAAUGAUUUCUCCAUUGCUUUCUUAUUUUGAAAAAAUUAUUUCUCGUUAUAGGUUAAUUUCUUAAGUUUUACAUCAUGGCUUCGGCCUAUGACGGCUGGUGCCUAAUUCAGAAAUUUUUCUUUACUGACGGACGUUAAGGAGGUUACUCCUUUCAGUCUUCUUUAGUACAUUAAAGAAAAUUGUUUUCUACCAUAAUUUUUUUAGAGAGCUUAAAACUAUUUUAUUGUGGACCCUUUUGUUUUAUUCGGCGUCAAUUAACGAAUGCUCCGGCAGCAUUAUCAAUUCGAUAGAGUACAGUUAGUUACUGUAAAGUUUACCAUAGAUUAUUUUCCUAUGUGAACGCCCCGAAAUUCUUUGAUUUUGGAAUGGAUCCAAAUUGCAGUAUGAUUAUAUUAGUAAGAGUAGCAGUAAUGAAAUUUGUUUCCAUAUUAUAAAGUUUGAAAUUUCAGAGCUAGAGACAUGUGUUGUGUAGAUAUUUGUUCCUGAGGAAAUGCUUAUACCGAGGUUCAGAUUGUGGCCAGACUUGUGACCCAAGGUGAUUCUCAAGAGUAGCAUUAUUGUCGAGGGCAUUAUGGCUUGCUCGUCAGAAGCUUGGCUGAAGGAUUUGUUAACCCAUCUUGCAUACAAGAGAUAAAAAUCGUUCCUCAUUUUCUGUUGUCCGGACGCUGAAUCUCUUUGAUUCAAACUGAAUUUUCUCGUGACAUGACGCGUCGAAAAUAGCGGCCAUCACCUCCAGCGAGUCUCCAUUUCUUUCAUUUAUAGUGCACCAAAUCUUCUUCAAAUUGUACAACGUGUAAUGCAGUUGAAAUACGUUGGCGCCUGAAUAUGAGCUAGUAAUGCUAAGCUGGAACUUGGGCUGGUGACGUACAGGGUGUGCCUCUGAAUGCUAGUCCAUGGUCUUCUGUAGGCAUUCUUGUUGCUGUAAUUUUCGUACUUCAGCUACCGUGUCACAGAGUGCUAAAGAUUCAGCGUCCAAUUUUGUUUCUCUAGCAAAUUUAUAAACAGAGCAUAUGACUGGAGCGAUAUUUCCUGUAUAUUUUAAUAUAUGGUUUAUCAGAUGUAUUAGUUGUUGCAAUUGAAGUUUAAUUAGUACUUUUACCACCACUGUCGAUUGACUUUAGGUUGUUAGGAUGAACAUGUUCUAGAUUCGCUUUAGUCGUCCAAUUUCAUCCUUUGACUCCUAGGACGCUCUUGAGUGUACUAAUCUUAUACUGACGUGAAUAUUCAUUUUCUCGUCCCCUCAUCUUGACCUUGCUUUCGUCCUAUUCCCAUGUCUUGUCUCAUUUUGUACUCGUCAAGGAAGUUUAUUUUUUGAUACGAAAAGGAAAUCAUUGAUCCGCAAUUUUGUGCGGUGAAAUGCCUCUGAAGGUUUCUGUUGAGAAUUUAACUAUUAAACAGAUCCGAAUUAA